Clupea harengus (Atlantic herring) is the source of this 2705-nucleotide messenger RNA. It is a transcript of the gene trim62.1, whose product is annotated as tripartite motif containing 62, tandem duplicate 1. Lineage: Eukaryota; Metazoa; Chordata; Actinopteri; Clupeiformes; Clupeidae. The record is from RefSeq and is a predicted model, not a curated record. Gene Ontology annotation, molecular function: zinc ion binding; protein binding.
UCAUUCCUUCCUGGAUUGACUUGGGCAUUGGACAAGCUGAGUUAGUGCAGGUUGCAGGGGUGGCAUGAGGAGGAGGCACAUAAGUUGACCGAAAUGAUAAUUCUGACAAGGCUCGUCAAGAAUUGAAAACGAGAACAGAAGAAGGCAGAACUGAAGGAAGACACCUGGCAGCCGAGGAAUUGUCACUGACAAAACUAAUCAGUCCAGUCAUAAACAAAUGCCCCUCCCCCGACCAGUGAAGGUGAAUCAUUUCUAUCAAGCACUUUUACCCCAAGUGAGCCCCAAACCCUUGUUGGUCAGGCAUAGUUAAAUGCUGCUUCCCCUACAUACUUGCAAAUGGCUUGCUGUCUGAAAGACGAGCUCCUGUGUUCAAUCUGCCUGAGUAUCUACCAAGACCCCGUCAGUUUCGGCUGCGAGCACUACUUCUGUCGCAAGUGCAUCACGGAGCACUGGAGCAGGCAGGAGCAUCACGUCGCCAGAGAUUGCCCCGAGUGCCGGAGGACCUUCGCCGACCCGCUGCUCUCCCCGAGCCUCAAGCUCUCCAACAUCGUGGAGAGGUACUCGGCCUUCCCACUGGAUGCCAUCCUCAAUGCGCAGAGGAGCACCUACCCCUGCAAGGACCACGAGAAGGUCAAGCUCUUCUGCCUCACCGAUAAGAAUCUCGUGUGCUUCUUCUGCGAUGAGCCUGCCUUACACGAGCAGCACCAGGUGACCACCAUUGACGAGGCGUACGAGGAGCUACAGAGGGAGAUGAAGGAACAGCUGGCAACGCUGCAGGACAGCGAGAAAGGGCACACGGAGGCGCUGCAGCUGCUGCAGAGACAGCUCACAGAGACCAAGUCGUCGGCGAAGAGCCUGCGGGCGACCAUCGGCGAGGCGUUCGAGCGCCUGCACCGGUUCCUGCGCGAGCGUCAAAAGAGCAUGCUGGAGGAGCUGGAGAUGGACACGGCGCGCACGCUCUGCGACAUCGAGCACAAGAUCCAGCGCUACAGCCAGCAGCUGCGCGACGUCAAGGAGGGCAUCCAGAUCCUGCAGGAGCGCCUUGGCGAGAGCGCCCGCCACGACUUCCUGGAAGGGGUCGCCCACACCUCAGAGAGAAUCAAAGGCAAGAUCCACGAGACCAACCUGAGCUAUGAAGACUUCCCCACAUCCAAAUACAUGGGACCACUGCAGUAUACAAUCUGGAAGUCCUUGUUCCAGGAUAUAUCACCAGUCCCUGCGGCCCUGACCCUUGACCCCAUCACAGCGCACCAGCGCCUCAUCCUGUCGGACGACUGCACCAUCGUGGCGUACGGUAACCUGCACCCACAACCGCUGCAGGACUCCCCGCGGCGCUUCGACGUGGAGGUGUCCGUGCUGGGCUCCGAGGCGUUCGGCGCCGGCCUGCACUACUGGGAGGUGAUGGUGUCGGAGAAGACCCAGUGGAUGAUCGGCGUGGCCAACGAGACGGUCAACCGCAAGGGCAGCAUCCAAAUCCAGCCCAGCCGCGGCUUCUACUGCAUCGUCAUGCACGACGGCAACCAGUACAGCGCCUGCACCGAGCCCUGGACCCGCCUCAACGUCAAGAGCAAGCUGGAGAAGGUGGGCGUCUACCUGGACUACCCCAAGGGCCUGCUGGUCUUCUACAACGCCGACGACAUGUCCUGGCUCUACACCUACCGCGAGAAGUUCCCCGCCAAGCUCUACCCUUACUUCAGUCCUGGCCAGAGCCAUGCCAACGGCAAGAACGUCCAGCCGCUCCGCAUCAACACCGUCCGCCUAUAGACGCAUCGGCACUAUCCGGGGGAGUUGACCGCCUGGGGAAAAGAUUGGGGAAACGAAAAGUUAUGGAAAAAUGUGGCGGAGAACAUGUGGUGAUGUUGGUUCCCCCUUCUGCUGAAGACAAAGAGAUUUAUUGACAAAAAGGAAAAAAAAAACUGAUUAUUUAAACCGUACAGGGUGCAUAAAAGAAAACACAACAAAUGUUCUGUCCUUUAGGUUUGAUGUUUGGCGUGAGGCUUUUGGUUAUGGCACCUGUAUUGGUUUGUCAAAAAUUGUGUGAGUGAUCGUUUGCAAUCUUGCCACAGUCCUUUUCCUUCAAUCUCCCCAACUGCACUGCUCUGACAGUUUCCAGACAGAAACACACACACACACACACACACACACACACUCACACGAUAACCACUCUCCAUAUAAAGGCUGGAAUGCAGAAGACGAUUCCUUUCAUAAGUGGUCGUCUUCAAAAAAACGUGUCGCCUUUUUACUUCUUCUUCGUGCAAUGGGCUUUGGUGUGUUUGUGGAGACUCUCCAGCACCACUAUGCCACCCUCUGUUUUAUGUUAUUCUUUAUUUCAUUUGGCACAGUUAGCAUCCUGUGCCGGUAAAGGCCAACCUGUUUAUAAGUGCUUUUCAUCCCCUCCCCCCUCACCCCCUCCCCUACUCCUCUCCCCACACCAGAUACCCGGCCGCUCCUCCUCCUAACCCACUCCUCCCUGUGAUUGGCUGGAGUGGCGUGUGUGGCUCUUUUGGUUUUUCCCCUCCUCAGGUCAUGCCUUUGUACCAGAAGCAGGUGGGUGUGUUGGCUGCUGAUGCUGCUGCCUUCUACCCAGCAGGACAGACAGACAAGAUGUCUAGCUACAACCGUAAUUGUGAAUGUCAGUGUUGACGUUGGCUUGUGUGUGUGUGUGUGUGUGUGUGUGUGUAGCUUAGGGGCUUCCCAUAAGUGUG